AUGGAGCAGUACAUCCAGGGACAAUCCAGGGAUUUGGUUGAUCAGGCAUAUGCAAAAUUUGUUACCAUAAUGUUUGUGACAUUGGACAAUAUUUCCAAGGCAGACCCCAAAUAUGCUGAUAUUGUGCUUCUAGAGAAUUAUGCUGCAUUUCAGAAUAGUCUCUAUGACCUGGCAAAUGUUGUGCCCACUUUAGCGAAAUUUUAUCACCAAGCUAGUGAAGCUUAUGAACAAGCUUGCACCCGUCAUAUCAGCAUGAUCAUAUAUUAUCAAUUUGAACGGCUUUUUCAGUUUGCCCGAAGAAUUGAGGAUUUGAUGUUUACAAUCACACCGGAAGAGAUCCCAUUCCAGAUAGGACUAUCGAAAAUGGAUCUUCGAAAGGUGGUGAAAUCCAGUUUAUCUGGGGUUGACAAAUCCAUCAGUGCAAUGUAUAAGAAAUUGCAGAAGAACUUGACCUCGGAAGAACUCUUGCCUUCCCUAUGGGAUAAAUGCAAGAAGGAAUUUCUGGACAAGUACGAUAGCUUUGCACAACUUGUUGCCAAGAUUUACCCCAACGAGACCAUUCCAUCGACAGAAGAAAUGAGAGAGCUUUUGGCAUCCAUGUAGAGAGAGACAGUUGUGCUUGUAAAUCUUCAGGAGUUCAUUUCAGAGUUCAGAUUUGUUUUAGUCUGCUGUAAGCAAUUUUCCCAUAUCUUCUUGUUUUUUCAUUGUAUUGGAAGAAGUAACAUUGUACCAUUUAUGCAUCAUGGGUGUUGUUACCUUUUUGCUUAUUCGAGGUUUGUUGCAUUUGUUUUUUUUUCCCAUUUUUAAAUGAAGAUGGGUGGACACGUACCAGGAAAGCCUUGCUAUUUUCGG
Molecule: messenger RNA, 852 nt
Organism: Ilex paraguariensis (yerba mate)
Lineage: Eukaryota; Viridiplantae; Streptophyta; Magnoliopsida; Aquifoliales; Aquifoliaceae
Source: the annotation of a GenBank genome assembly